AUGAAGACACAUCAGUUUUUCCUUCUGCCAUUAUCGUUUCUCACAGGCUUCCCGGCAGCAGACAGCAUAAGCCCAAAGGAAACAAAGCCAAAGAAAGCCAAACUCCCCACAAUAAAAAAGGAGAACAACGUACUCUUGCUGAAAAAGAGCAAGUUUGACAGAGCAUUGAAGGCAACUAAGUACCUGCUGGUGGAGUUCUAUCACACAGGAAACCUGUGGGGCUGCCAGGAAUUAGCUUCAGAAAUCCAAAACAAAUGCAAGACCCGAGACCUUUCUCUUCUUGACCCACUCUCAACCAUGGAGACAGUUAGAGAAUGGGGAGGAACCCCACGCUCCUCAGAAGGAGUCAGACAGGCCUCAGCCUUUAUUACAUGGGUGAAAAGAAGAACAGGACCUAGCACUGUUUUAAUCAACUCUACUGAUCAGGCUGAAGCCAUCAUACGUGCUGACAAUUUGACAGUGAUUGGCUUUUUUCAAGGUAAUUCACUGAACACUCAAAAGGAACUUCACAAUGACAGUGGGGAACUUUUCCGUGAGACGGCAAGAGAAGUGCCAGAGAUGCCUUUCGGGAUGACAGCCAGCGAGGACAUCUGUGCUAACUAUGGCAUCCAAAAGAACACUCUUGUGUUUAAGAAGGUAGGAAUGCAAGUCUAGCAGGCAAGGGACAAUAAUGAAGUGCUUGAAGAUGGCAGACAGAACAAACUGGAUCUAACGAGGCUAAUCAAAACCUUUACCUUGGAUUUGGUCACUGAAUAUGAUCUUGAGACAUCUGUGAAGAUUUUUGAUGUCCCUGUUGAAAAUCACAUCCUGCUGUUCACCCCAACAAACUUGGAGACAUUCAAUGCAAUUCAUGAAAACUACAAGUCUGCUGCUGUGGAAUUUAGAGGAAAGAUAAUGUUUAUCUUGGUGGAUACUAAUGAAACAAGGAAUGGACGAGUGAGUAUUUUCCUCAUGAGGGAGGUUGACGUUCCCGCCGUGAGAAUCCUAAAUCUGACAAGCAAUGCAAAGUACAAAAUGCCUGCACACGAGGUGAUUGUGGAGAACCUAAAAGAAUUUUGCCAGAGCUACCUAAAUGGAAAAGCAAAGCUAUAUCUAUCUAGUGAAGAAGGUCCAGAGGACAGGGACAAGAUGCCUGUCAACGUGCUUGUUGGGAAGAAUUUCAACAGGAUUGUCUUCAAUAAGACCAUGACUGUGUUUGUCAUGUUUUAUGCACCUUGGUCCUAUAACUGCAGAAAACUCCUGCCAAUCUGGGAUAAGCUAGGAGAGCAAUAUGAAGGUUGCAAAGAUAUAAUCGUUGCAAAGGCAGAUGUCAGAGCAAACGACAUCCUGUCCGUUGGAUUAGAUUGCUAUCCGUUCUUCAGACUCUUUCCUGCUGGACCAGAUUACCAGGAGGUGGCCUAUGCCAGGGAGCAUACUUUGGAGGCAUUCUCUGAAUUCUUAGAAGAACAAAGCAAGACAAAAGCAGAACCAGGAGAGAAGGAUCCUUCAGGAGGAAUCAAGGAGGAUCUCAGCCAAAAAGAGGCUGUAAUAACAGAGAAAGAAGAACUUUAG
Molecule: messenger RNA, 1551 nt
Organism: Pygoscelis adeliae (Adelie penguin)
Lineage: Eukaryota; Metazoa; Chordata; Aves; Sphenisciformes; Spheniscidae
Gene: PDILT
Product: protein disulfide isomerase-like, testis expressed
Biological process (GO): protein folding
Cellular component (GO): endoplasmic reticulum
Source: RefSeq, a predicted model, not a curated record